This is a messenger RNA of Mizuhopecten yessoensis (Yesso scallop), 888 nucleotides long. RefSeq lists its product as uncharacterized. The transcript is spliced from 2 exons. The coding region runs from base 1 to 888 and encodes 295 amino acids. The record is from RefSeq and is a predicted model, not a curated record. NCBI's taxonomy places the organism in Eukaryota, Metazoa, Mollusca, Bivalvia, Pectinida, Pectinidae.
AUGGAGAGAUGGGUGGAGAGAGGUUUGUUUGGGAUUGAUGGAGAGAUGGGUGGAGAGAGAGUCGAUGUCAAGGACAAACCAUACUACAGAGUCGAUGUCAAGGACAAACAAUACCACAGAGUCGAUGUCAAGGACAAACCUUACUACAGAGUCAAUGUCAAGGACGAAACAUACUACAGAGUCAAUAUCAAGGACAAACUAUACCACAGAGUCGAUGUCAAGGACAAAUCAUACUGCAAAGUCAAUGUCAAGGACAAACAAUACCACAGAGUCGAUGUCAAGGACAAAACUUACUACAGAGUCGAUGUCAAGGACAAACCAUACUACAGAGUCAAUUUCAAGGACAAACCAUACUACAGAGUCGAUGUCAAGGACAAACCAUACUACAGAGUCGAUGUCAAGGACGAACAAUACCACAGAGUCGAUGUCAAGAACAAACCUUAUUACAGAGUCAAUGUCAAGGACAAACUAUACUACAGAGUCAUGGUCAAGGACGAAACAUACUACAGAGUCAAUAUCAAGGACAAACUAUACCACAGAGUCGAUGUCAAGGACAAACCAUACUACAAAGUCAAUGUCAAGGACAAACUAUACCACAGAGUCGAUGUCAAGGACAAACCAUACUACAGAGUCAAUGUCAAGGACAAACUAUACCACAGAGUCAAUGUCAAGGACAAACCAUACUACAGAGUCAAUAUCAAGGACAAACUAUACCACAGAGUCGAUGUCAAGGACAAACUAUACCACAGAGUCGAUAUCAAGGACAAAGUUAUCAUAGAGUCUACACAAAGGAUCAAAUUAACAGGAACCAGGGAAGAAAUAAAGCAGAAUGUACAGGCAUUGACAAUAAAUAGGUUUACCAACGAUCAAAGACACCGCUCAAAUUGA